CCUGGGGAUCUCGAAUCAACGAUGAUAUACCGAAAAUUGAGACCCAAGUGAGACGGUUGACUGUCGGGGCUGUGGAUGGACUGGCAGACAGGGCUGAUUCUGUGAUGACACGGGGUAGAAUGACAGCUCAUUCCGCACCAGUUAGAAAGAUUGAGGAAAGAAUUAACCUGGAGCAUCUUCAUAAACUGAAGCAGUCUUUCGAGAAUGCCGAUUCAGAGAACUCCGGAACUUUGACGCUCGAUCAGUUCAAGUUAGUGAUCCGUAAUUCACUGGGUCUUAGAGGAAAGAAUGAAGAGCAGAUUACAGCAUUAUUUAUGAAGAUUGACUCCAACUCUGCAGGUCACAUAGCAUGGGAUCAGUUUUGUACCUACAUGCAGUUGGAGUACGAAGAGAAAGAAGAUGCGUAUAGGAGACAGAAAGACGUUGAUAUCCACACACCAGCGAGUAUAGAAUACAUGCCACAUAGGGAGCCGGUACUACGCAUUACCAACAUGUCUGAUGGGACAUUCGUAGCGACCAGUCAGGAUGGGACGAUAUCAUUUUGGAGUGGGAACAUGGAACUUAAAAGAACCAGAUCUGUCAUGACUGAGCAAAAUGCAACGAGACAGAAGCCGAAGUGGGUGACAGACUUUGUUUUAAUGCCGCAAUACAACAAGCUUAUCCUAGGAACAGGGGACCGUGAAAUUCAGUUCUACGAGUUGUCAACUUUUGAGCCAUACUGCCAGGUGACUGGACUGGAGACUACACCUCUCAAGAUGGCAUAUUGUUCAACUGGGUAUGAUGAGUGCUUGAUAAUGUAUGGAGAUUCUGAAGGUUGCCUCAAUAUCAUCAUCAUCAAUGGUACAGGAGAAACACUCAGAACUUGGAAGAAGAUGCCCAAGACGGAGGGAAUAGCCAGCGUGACUCUUGAGAAGGUCGCUCAUUCACACUUGACUCGCUUUGUCCGAUGGAAGGUCCACAAUGACUGGGUUGCCGAACUCAGAUACUACGACGAGAUCAGAUCCAUUAUUUCAUGUUCGAAUAACGAGAGCUCGGCUUUGGUAAUAGGAUGCACAACUGGCAGCACGCAUGUGGAAGCUCAACUCAAAGAAAUCAAGGAGCAUUCCAACUUCCCGGAUGCAGCGGACAAGAAACUAAAGAUAGCUCAGCAGAACUACGCCCAUGCUAGGCGGCGACUUGACGCGGACCAGACUACCUUUAGGAUACACAAAGGAGUCAAGGUGUUUGACUUCUGCAAGGAGAAGAAUUUAAUCAUCACCGGUGGAAUGGAUAGGAUUGUGAGAAUGUGGAAUCCGUAUGUACCAAGCAAGCCGACUGGUAUGUUAAGAGGUCACAAUGCUCCAAUCUUCUCCCUCUACAUCGCUGCUGACGAGAAUAGGGUAUACAGUAUAUCUCAGGACAAAACCAUUAAGGUCUGGGACAUCAAGGACCAGGUUUGCAUGUUGACGAUCCGACCCAAGACACACAAGAUUAGAGGAGACUUACAAGCCUGUCAUUAUAAUAGGGUUGCUAAGGGAUUCUGCAUAGCAACAGAUCAGAUGGCUCUACUCAGUCACAGAGCUAAUCGUAUUCAGCAGCAUGGGGAGGUUGUUUACACACACAAGGAACCAGUGCAUUGUGCCAAAUACAACCCUAGCUUUAAACACAUCGUCUCCUGCUCAGAUGGAUCGGUGGUGAAAAUCUGGGACUUUGAGACCGGAAACGCCGUUUUUGAGUUCUCUCAGGCACAUGACAAUAACGCUAUCACCACCAUGACCUUUGACACCUCCAAUCGGAGACUCAUCACCGGAGGGAGGGAUGGUCGACUCAAGAUCUGGAACUAUAACAAUGGCCAUUGUCUAAAGAGGCUGGAGAGAGAGGAUGAUUUUGAUGAGAUAACCGACGUCUGUUACAUCGAGAUGAAUAAGAAUCGAUUCAUCUUAUCUGUUGGGUGGGACAGACACAUCAACAUCUACACAGAUAAUUCAGAGGAUUUCAGACAUGUGCAACGGCCGCUGCCUAAAUGGGCAGAUGAUCUGAGAGAUGGUCACAAGGAAGACAUAUUAUCUGUCGCUGUCUGUUUGCCGAAUCUUCUAGCGACCUCUAGCUAUGACGGUGAGGUCAUCGUGUGGAAUCUUAUAUCAGGUCAUAUCUACUGUCAUCUCAGGUCACCCGUACCAGAGACAUAUGUCUCAGAAGAAUUGGAUGGAGAUAAUAGUAUCUGCAAGCUUCUCUUCAUGUCUUCAAGAAAAGAUAAUAAAAGUGCAGCUCAACUCAUCGCCUCUGGACCCAGAGGUUCUGUCCAUUUUUGGAAUAUUUACAAUGGUGGCGGACUCUUUUCACAGUUCAGCUCGUCUAAGAACAAUAGUGCCCCAGUCACAACAAUGCAACUCUCUGAUGAUGAUACAACGCUGUUUACUGGAGACUCAAGAGGUUUCAUAACAGUGUGGGAUGUUGAGGGGUAUUGUCUGUUCAACAAGGAAGACGAGCCACCAUCGUUGUUGGGAUCAUGGAGAGGGCACAUUGAAAGCAUUACCAGCAUGGAUCUUGUGGAGUCUCAUAAUAUUUUGAUAACUACAUCUCUGGAUUGUACAGUGAGGUUAUGGACAACAGAGGGCCACUAUAUAGGUACCCUAGGGCAGCAGCAACCUUGGGACGUCUACAAUCCCUCCACCUUCGCCCAUCCCAUGGUUCCUUACGACGUCUUAGUGGAUCCAGUCAGCAUGCCCACUCAUCCUAUCUUAAACAUCAAGCUGUCUAACGGUGGGAGCUCCUCGUAUGAUGAGGAGGAUGGGGAUGGGGAUGGGGAGGAGGAAGAAGAAGAGAUCAAGAUGAAGAGUGAUGAGAAGGACGAGAGGAAGAGUGAUGUCAUCAGUGUGACCAACCUGAGCACAAGAUCACAGUUCCACUUUGAUGACGACCAGAUUGCAAAGGAACUCAAACAAAAACCCUUCAAUAAAGGCACUGGUAAAAGGUUAAGACACGAGAAGUUGAAGCCACUUCCAAAGGAUCGAGGUGGUCCCAAUGCCUACCAGAACCUGACAUGUUUUGACCUGGCAGACACCCCGCCAGUCCCUCCCCCGUCCCGAUCUCGGGGUGAAAAGAUGGAUGACCCCUUUGGCUUCCAGUUCUAGGCCUUUAUCUGUCCAAGGCGUAAAUAACGCUACUAUUUACCCGCAUGCAUGAUUAUUCAUGAGUGUUCAUAUAUGAAUAUUCAUAUGCAUGAAUAUUCAUAUGGCAGGUUUGAUGGGCGAACAUUCCCCCCCCCCCCCCCCCCAAUGGCACUGGGGUGUGGCAUACAAGCUUGAUUUAAUCAUCAAAUAACGCAAGCCGCUUUGUUCUAAGAAACUGUAUGGCUGAGUUUUCAUCGGAAUUUGGAGCUGUGAUUUGUGUGUGAGCAGUAAUACCAUUUUGUGAUCCAUAAUGCAACAGGGUUUGUCGUUUUGUUUUGUAUCGGCUAAUGCAUGGUGACUUAUAACUGCAUGCUUGUUUGGUGGAUAUAACUCUGCAGCCAUGUACCCAUCCACAUGGUACGGUUCAAAUUUUGUUGUUUUUUAAAUUAAAAAAAUUAUGAGAGAGAGAGAGAUCGCCUAACAAUGCCAGUGGGCCUUAUGAGAGAGAGAUCGUUAACAAUGCCAGUGGGCCUUAUGAGAGAGAGAUCGUUAUCAAUGCCAGUGGGCCUUAUGAGAGAGAGAUCGUUAACAAUGCCAGUGGGCCUUAUGAGAGAGAGAUCGUUAACAAUGCCAGUGGGCCUUAUGAGAGAGAGAUCGUUAACAAUGCCAGUGGGCCUUAUGAGAGAGAGAUUGUUAACAAUGCCAGUGGGCCUAGUCAAGGUGAGGGCUUUGCUUAACCAAUUUGGGAUGUCAACCCAAAUCAACUGCCACCAGGAGCUCAUGGGCAUAAGGUGUCAUGACCAGGAUUUGAACCCACACCCUUCUUCUGACAAUACCAAAGCUUGGGUCUGGCAAACUAGACCGCUCGACCUCAGAGAGAUUUCAGAAUAUCAUGGUGGUAUUUGUGGGUAAAAUUUAAUUCUAACAUUCUGUUGGCCAUUCUCAGAUUCUGCAUGCUAAGCAAUGGGAGAAACCUAAUCUUAAAUCUCCAUGUUCUUCUAUGCACAUGAUGGAAUUUUCAUCAUGAACCCCAUUCCAAAUAACGACAUCUUUAAAAUGUCCAGCUAUGCAUGAAUACAAAUUUUACAAAAAGAAACAUUUACAGUUGAAGCUGUAUGAAAAUUAUAAGUAAAUUUCUUUCAAGCAUUAGGUGGUUCUUAGAGCCAUGUUGAGUCAACAUAUUUGUUAUAAUAAACUAAAUGUUAUCACGCUGACUGUGACUGUUUCUUUUAAUGUUGAUCUUGUGCCUUAACUAUACAUUUUGUGAUGUUCCAAGCAUGCAUUGGUGGAACUUACCUCAUUUCUAUAUCAACUUUUUGUACAUGUUUAACAUUGCAUGAGAGUUUGUACAUUGUAGAGGUUUUCUCUGUGAAUAAAAACAAACCGUAUUUUUGUAUUUAAAAUAGAAGAGGAAUGAAUAUGAGAGAAAGUUGCAUUAGAUUUUUUUUAAACAAAUCUUAUCCUCUUUAUUUUGUACAUGUUGUACAAUUGUGUAUUUAGUGUGGCGAUAUAUUAUGUACAGUCAAAUUUGCAAUACAGUUUUCAAUCAGCGCAAUUAUGAACUUGUAAAUUUAUGAGAUAAAUGAACAAAUUAAAAGUAGGCCUGGAAUUUUGUACUUGAAGUGAUGGGGCACCAGCCACAACCGCCACCAGGGAAAUGUAAAUUUCUAUUUGAGUUAAGUUUACGAUGGGCACAAAGGCAAAAUAGUUACCGCGGAAGGCUCGGUCCUGUUUGUCUCUGUACUGGCCCACCAUGCCCCGGGUGGGCCAAGUCCCCUGCAUUCUUGUGCUUGGACUCUUGCCCCUUCUUGUCCUCCUCUUUCGUGGGGGCUGGAGCUCCGCUGAGCCCCACGGCACGGUGGCAUUGAUCAUUGGAGUUGUGGGUCAAAACCAGGCCAGAAAUAACACGGUUUUUAAACUAGAGGCUUGAAGAAUUUUAUCCAUAAUUUUGUUUUUAUAUUUGUAACCUCUAAUUUAUGCAUCGAUUUUGUGUAUAUUAUGCAAAGCUACAUUGAACAAAAACAUAAUGGGUGAUGUAUUUUAUUUGUUUUUUGUUUUUUCUUCAUAGAGUCUGUUAGAUAAAUACAUAAUAUUAUUUUAAUUCCAGCAUAUUUGUACAUUCACUGCGAUUUUAUGCCAUAAACAAUAAAUAUAUACUACUUGAAACUUGUUGCAUGGUGUGUUUUUAAAACUGAUUUUGCAUGGUUUUUGUUUUACUUGCUAAACAUUUGAUAAUAACAGAGUUACCAUUGCAUGGCAGAAGAUUUAAGUUUAUAAGAUUUUCUAACCUCUUCUGAAACUAUUUCCAUCAUUUAACAACAAAGGGAGAUAGUCAACAUAGGGCUAGAUAGCUGACUUGGUAGAGCGCCAGCAGGUGAAUCCAGAGGUCGUUGUUCAAAUCCCACUCUAGGAAAGUUUUCUUUGUUCAGCCUCAAAUCAUUAAAAAAAACACCAUACAACUUGGCUGUAAUAGACCCCUUGCUUAUGUCACCAGUUAGGACAUGUGACAUACGCGCCACGCACAACUAGCAACUAAUAAGAGGUCUCAUAACCUCAGUGAGGCACUGUUAUACACUUUUGGGAUCUUUAUGCAAGAGGUCAGCAUUUCUGUACCGAGUUUCAUAAAGCUGCUAAGCACAAGCAGAUACUGCUUAGCAGAAACAGUUUACCUUCCACACUGUUGUUGACUUGUUUCCCACAGUUUUUUUGCUAGGCACUAGGUUCAUGUUUAGCGAUGUAUUUCUUGUCUUAGUGUAGAACACCUUUAUGAAAUUGGCUGGUGCUUAGGAAAAUAACAACAUUUAUUUUGUUUAAUUAGUUCCUUCAGUUGUAAGCUUUGUUAGGGUUCCUGCGCCAGGAGUGUCACCUGUGACAGACAUGGCGCAUUACAAGUUUCCUUUAU
Asterias rubens (European starfish) is the source of this 5994-nucleotide messenger RNA. Its product is annotated as WD repeat-containing protein on Y chromosome-like. The transcript is spliced from 25 exons. The record is from RefSeq and is a predicted model, not a curated record. NCBI's taxonomy places the organism in Eukaryota, Metazoa, Echinodermata, Asteroidea, Forcipulatida, Asteriidae. Bases 105 to 3113 code for a protein of 1002 amino acids. Gene Ontology annotation, molecular function: calcium ion binding; protein binding.